Molecule: messenger RNA, 7372 nt
Organism: Micropterus salmoides (largemouth bass)
Lineage: Eukaryota; Metazoa; Chordata; Actinopteri; Centrarchiformes; Centrarchidae
Gene: phrf1
Product: PHD and ring finger domains 1
Exons: 20
Coding region: 266-5566 (1766 amino acids)
Source: RefSeq, a predicted model, not a curated record
UUACAUUAGGAAUGAACCAUUAUGGUGUUAACAGUUUCAUGUCCUGGCCGGUUAUUUAUUGCAAACAUCAAUGCGACACAGGUUUAUUUCCCCUUAUAUAGACGUCAUGUGAUGCGGCAGCUGCUACCGAGAGGAAGACUCGGGCAAAGGAAAUCACCUUGUCAUUCCAUAAAGGUGGUUGAAAGUCUUGACUUCGUCACCUGUCCUUUAAACAGAUUGUUUUAGUGAAAAGCUGUCAGAGAAGUUGUUCUUCUCAUGGUCAGCCAUGGAUGAAGAUGACAGCCAAGAUGAGCUGAUCAACCGCAGUGCGUCCCACAGCAAAGGAAAAAGGUCUGCGUUGUGGGCCAUCUCAGAUGACUCUGACGAUGUUGAGGGGGGUACUGAGGAGGGAGAAUCUGACAGUGGUGAGGAAGAAGAGGAGGAUUACCUAGAUGGAGAGGAGGAUGAGGAGGAGGAGGAAGAGGAGGAUGAUGAGGAAGAGGAGGCAGCUAAGGCUGAGGAUAGAGCUUUUGGGGGAACCUCUGCUGACCUUGCAGGGAUGAGCUCAGAUGAAGACGCCGAUAAGUGUCCCAUCUGCCUUAACUCAUUCAACAGCCAGCCUGUUGCAACACCAGAGAGUUGUGAGCACUACUUCUGCCUCGACUGCAUCCUUGAAUGGGCCAAGAAUGCAAACUCGUGUCCUGUAGACCGUAUUUCCUUCAACAACAUAUACCUAAGGAAGUGUUAUGGAGGCAAAGUGAAGAAAAUGAUCAUAGUACAAAAGCCUGUGAAGGAAGGUGUAGAGGAAACAGUGGAUGUGGACCUGGAGCAGACAAACUGUGAGGUGUGUGGGGGCAGUGACCGUGAGGACCGCCUCUUGCUCUGUGAUGGCUGUGAUGCUGGGUAUCACAUGGAGUGUCUCACGCCACCUCUUGACUCUGUUCCUGUAGAGGAAUGGUUCUGCCCUGAGUGUGAAGCCAACAACCGUCACUCAAGGGGUUCAGCUGAGGAACUUAGUGAGACAGAGAGCCUACCUUCUACCGCCCGUCCUGCCACCAGUCGCUCUCAGUCCCGUGCUGCAGGUCCCACCAGAGCUAUUGCCCGAACUCAGCAGAGUGAGAGGGUUCGAGCUAAUGUCAACCGACAUCGCAUCACACAGGCACGGACCUCACAGUUGGCUCCGACGUAUAUGAUGCAGUCCACAUGGCUGGAUGAGACUAUUAAUGCUGUGGUGGCUGGGCUCAACACGGCUGUGUAUAUACGUGACUUUGCACCUCAUGUCCCAUCCAGUCGCAGGCGCAAGACUAGGAAGCGCAGAAAGGUCAAGAGCAGGAAUACAUCUUCUGCUAAGGGUAUAAAAGGUCAAGUGGGAAGUACAGGAGUCAAGAGGAGGAAACGGAAAGUGAGGAAGACUAAAUCCAGAAAAAAGCUGAUGUUGAAAAAGGCAGCCACUCCUCGAAGCCGUAUCGCUAAUAAUCUCAGAAUUGUAAAGGACAAGAAGAGCUCUUCGCUUCCAACAGUGUACCGACCAUCAGAGCACACGUUAAGCAGCAUGCGUGCUGACAUAGGCGCUGCAUCUCUCUCUAUCUACGGAGAUCCAUUUGACCUGGAUCCAUUUGUGGAACGUGAGGAAGAGGAGCAGCAAGCCCAUGUUACAUCGCUGUUGGAGGCCAAGAGACGAGGGAUCUCUCGCUCUGCCCUUCGCUCUCACCAGCCUGUAGCUCGACCAGUCACUGCAAGCCUUUCCAGGAGGGGUAUGAAUGUCCCCCAGUCAGGGGUUGUUGUGGAGGCGGCUCCUGUGCCUGACCUGCUAGGCAGCAUCCUAUCAGGACAGAGCAUGCUCUUGAUGGACAGCUCUGAUGUCGUUAUUAAUCGGGAUGGUUCCCUUAAAGCUGCAAAGACAACGAUGCCAUCUGCAUUAAAGCCAGAUUGCAGUAGCUCAGGAGAUACCCAAAUCAACCCAGUGAUGUCACCCAUCCAAGGUGACAGUUCGCCAUCUCUUCACUACACCGGAGACCUACCAGGAUCCUCCCAUAGCUCCCUGAACAGACCUUUCUCUCAGAGCUCUUCUCACUUACUGCCCUACAUGCCCUCCUCAGCCAACCUCAUCCAAUCAUCACCCCAUACUGAAUUUCCACCUCAAGGUCACCUGAGUUUUCAACCACCUCGUCAAGUCAGACCCACCCACCCUUCUUGUCAGCGGGUAACCAAUGGUGUAAGAGCUACCAGCCCCUUCUCAUCCAUCCACCCCACCCUAAAUUCAAGCUCCAAGAGCAAGGGCACGACCCCAUCACAAUCUAAAAAAGCAGCUACAAAGCCCAUGUGGGUAGACGUGUCAGUGCUUCCUCGGAUACCAAAAAUAAAAAGGGAGAACUCUAGUCAAGGUGGCAGCAGUGACAGUAAUAGAAGUAGCAGUAGGGAAAAUAGUAGUAAUUCUACCACCAGUAGUAAUGGUUACGACAUGCCAGAAGCAGGCAUGAACAGCCUUGCUGGAGACAAAGGAAGACAACAAAGUGUAGACCAGCAAAAGGGCAGGGCUGACGGUCAGGCCCAGAGGCACCGGCCUGAUGGAGCAGGCUCAUCAUCGGCCUUCUCCAACUCAUUCUCCUCUUCUGGCUCUCCUGCUAGUCAGCCACGUUAUUCCUCAACUUCAUCAGCAGUGAGCUUCCGUAUUAACUCCAGUGGGAAUUCCUGGCAUUCAAGGCGGCUCAGCACUGCCUCACCCUCUACUAGUGGAGACAGCAUGCAGGAACCCUGGAGAGGAAAGAAAGAUGAAGCAAGGAAGAGACAGCUGCACAGGGAUAAACAGAUGCUCCUGGCAUCCCAUACGCCGGUUAAAAAGGAAAAAGACAGUCAUAAUAUCUAUGAUCCCUUUAAUCCCACGCUAUCAGAGACAAGCAGCUCAGACGAAGAUACUGAGAGCGCACGCCUGGAUGGUAGCUCCCGACACAUCGCGCACGAGAGGAAGGAUUGUAGUUCAGGAAACAAGGAGGUUUUAAUGCAACACGAGCAGGAUCUGGUUCAUGUGAAAACUGAAACACAGGAGAUUGAGGUGUCACAGGAAGAACCAGUGGGGGCUAGAGCUCAGGAAACCAGAUCACAGGCGGGCAGAUGCUCAAAGGAAUAUGUGAAGGUUGAAAAAGAAUCAAGAUUAGUAGACACUGAGACUGAGAAACAAACAGCAUUAACUAAAGUAAAGAAAGAGCCAGGGUUAGAUGAUGCAGCUGAAAGGUUUUUGAAUUCAAGCUGUACAGAGACAGCAGACACCACAUCACCUGUUCAUCACAGCAUUAAGAUUGAGAGAGAGACUCUAGAAGAGGAGAGUGGACAGCGUGUUGGAACUCCCAGUAGACCUCCCCCCAACUGUAAGGAUAAUAAUUCGUCAGCAUCCAGCUCUGCUCCCACCAAGAGCAAGCAAAAGGCAGAAACUACAUUGGAUUCCAAAUCCUGUUCCAAGUCCCCAUCACGAGAUUUGGGCAAUAAGAAGAAAACUUUCCAAGCUUCAAAGGAGCAACGCUCUAGCAAUUCAGAGGCAGAGACAGACAGAGGCAGGAGAGGAGACCAUCAUGCAUCAGGCCAGGGAAGCCGGCAGAAUGAAAAGGAGAAGGACAGAGAAAGGAGUUCAAGGCGGUCAAGGUCCAGAGAGAGGAGGAGGGAACGCACAUCCUCAGAAAGCUCUCAGUCCAAUUCCCCUGAUAGGGCUCACAGAAAGAGACAGCGACCCCGGUCACGAUCCAAAGACAGGAAGCAAUCUAGGUCUGGCUCCAACUCUAGCAGCAGAGAGCGUUCAAGAAGGAAGAAGCAUAAACAGAGGAGCAAGGAGAAAAAUGACGGCAGAGAGAGAGACUGUGAGAGACAACGAAUGUCAAAGGAUAAGAGACAUGGUCGGUCUCGCUCAAAAUCUUGGUCAAAAUCACGUUCUAGGUCCAGAUCUAGAUCGAAGGACCAUAAACGUGGUCCGUCUUGCUCAAAAUCGCGGUCCAGAUCAAGGGAAAGGAGGAAAGACAAUGCACGAGCACAACAGUCGUCUCUCUCCUCCAGAGACAAGGUGGAGUCACGGUCUACAGACAAGAGGAGACGCAGGUCUAGAUCCAGCUCAAGAGAGAGAAGGAAAGAAGAAAGAUCAUCAUCCAAGAGUUCACAUAAAACUUCAGGUUCCUCUGUUUCAUCCUCUAAAGACACAAGACAGUCACAGGUCAAGAAAAAGGACAUGGGUGUAACUCGAAGCUCCCUCAAAGAGGAUAAAGUUACAACAGUGAAUAAACAGGAGACCCCCUCCUGCACUGCUGCCUCAAAAGUUAAAAAGGAAGGGAAAGACCUCAAGGCGGACAGCCAGGCCUCAACAGCUGAAAUUGUCAGAGAGACAAAGGUUGGAAAAGAAAUUAAAAAAGAAAAACAACCAUCUCUUGAUAGGUUUGAAGAUUAUCCUAUUACUAAACCAAUUAAGAAAGAAGAGACUGACAUCCAUGCUUUGAUGGUAGUCAAAGGCAUAGAUGAGGUAAUAAACAAAGAAGAACCCAUCCAGACCAAGAUUUGUGAAAUCAAGACCGAGAUUUGUGAAAUCAAGACCGAGAUUUGUGAAAUCAAGACAGAGACUUGUGAAAUCAAGACCGAGACUUGUGAAGUCACUCCAAUUAAAUCUGAGCCAAGUUCCCCAGAAUUAUGCCACUUACCCCCUGUCUCCUCCUUUUCUACACUGACCUCACCUGUUACAGCAGACAGCAUCCAGGAUACAGUCUCUCAGUCUCAGCCAGUGGUACUGGCCCCCACCAAUCAACCAAACACUGUUGAGUGGACGGACCCUGUAAAGCAGGAAGUUCAGCAACCCUCAGACUCUGAUGAUGACUUCAAUGUUGACGUGAUGCUAGACAACCUGGACUAUGUGAAGUCCAAGCCCACAGAGGGAAGUGGCGCAUCUGUCAAACAAGAAAAGGAAGUAGAGGAGCGGAAGACUGUAGGGGAGCAAUUGCAGACUGUAGUGGGAGCGAAAUCCAAAACUCAAGUGAAGAGGGUCACGUGGAAUAUACAGGAGCCUGAGGGGCCUCAACCAGAGAAAUCGGCAAGCAAGCUGGCUCUGUAUAAAUUGAAGCUGAAGCAGGAAGGAGCUCGCAGACCCUCUUCGACAGUCUUGACCUCCAGUCAGGACAUCACUGGAACCGUCAGUGACUCCUGCAAGAAGGUUGCUGUUGGUCCUCAUAGUACUUCCUCUAGAUCUGAAACUGUACAUCCUGAGAGGUUGUCAACCACUGGACAAGGAGAAGCAGAGGAAGGGGAUGUAAGGAAAGACCAGCAGUACUUGAAGAAGCUGCACAUGCAGGAGAGAGCUAUAGAGGAGGUGAAGCUAGCUAUCAAGCCUUUCUACCAGCGGAGGGACAUCAACAAGGAUGAAUACAAAGAGAUUCUACGCAAAGCCGUUCAGAAGGUGUGCCACAGCAAGAGCGGGGAGAUCAACCCUGUCAAGGUGGGCAAUCUGGUGAAGGCGUACGUGGACAAAUACAAACAUGCUAGGAAACACAAGAAAGGGGAGGAUUCAGGGAAGUCAGAGGAGGUUCAGACUGAGGCCAUGAAAAACUCUGACAGUCCGUGAGGAGGUGUGAACUACAGACAAGGACAGCUGCACCCUCGCAACACUCAUUCGUACGUUAUACAAUGUUUUACUUGGUGUCCUACCACUGGCUGUGAUCUCAAACUCUCCGGCUUACCCAUUCUAAGCGGUUAACUAAGAUUUCCUCAGCCUCAAGACGGAACAUUUUCUAUAAUCUUUCUAUCUAAAAAUAACCUUGAGGACAAACUUUUUUGGUCGAUCACUUGAACAGCACCUGUUGGUGUCUUGUACUUGGACUGUCACUGCCAAGAACUGGUGUUUUUGUGUAGUACAGCUCAGAUACUUAAUAGGAGCCCUAGAGGUUGUGCCUUAAAGAGGCAAAUCUCAAAGACCCUUCCACAGAGUGAUAAAUCAGGUAGCUUUCUCCACAGGCAUAUCACUGGGAGGAUACAGCGUGCUUUGAGUUUUCUAUGGCUUUUUGUUUUGUUUUGUGGGAGGGGUAUUUCAGUGGCAAAACUCCUUUUGUUUGUUAAGAAGUGGUGUAAAAGUAUGAAGAGUAUGCAUAUUUAAGAAGUUUGUCGUAUUAAGGAAAGACACUGUUAUGCAAUUUUUGUAGAACAUUUAUCAGCAGAGUAAUUAAACAGUUUUAGAUUCGGUUGUAAAUAAUAUAGAUUUGGUAUCUCCACUUACAUGUUUCUUUCAUCUGUGUUGCCUGUUGCGAAUAACUGACAUCAACGAUUCUAGUUUAUAGAGUUGAUUGGUUUAUGUUUGUAUUUGAAAGCCUCUGUUAUCUGUCUCCCACACCUCUAACAUCCAUGUUUAAUGAACUAAAUCUAGUCAAGUGUACUACAGGUGAAUUCUGGCUCAGUAGUUGAAAAUGAGUAAUGGAACCACUCUUCUCAAAGAACAGCAUGUUCCCUUUAAGCAUACUUGUUUUCUUAUGUUCUCUGCAUUAUUCUUUUUUCAACCCUGAAAUGUAGAAAAAUCAGCUUUUAGAGAACUAGCGGGUAUUUUGUUUUUUGUGCCAAACAAGUAAAAGUAAUAAUAAAUAAAAAAUAAAAAUAAACUUUUUCUCUGAAUAAGUGAGAUUUUAUUUGUUUUCGGGCAUUCUGUGUUUAAACAACGGAGACCACAAUAUACAGUAGGUAAUAUAGAUUUUAUUUUGGAGUGAAAGAGAUUAUUAUGCAGACUCUGGCUGAGCUGCAGCCCCCAUUAACUUGAAAAAAAUGUACAUUUCGUCACUGUCCAUAUAAAGUUUGUUUUGUAUUUAAUGUUUAUUAAUAACUAUUGAGCUAAUUUUAUCUGCAUAAUUUCAUGGUUUUGUGAGAUACAUUUGUUGCCCAUAUAUUAGAAAAAUAAUGGAAUAUCUCACAGUCACAGCAUUUUCCAAGGAAGGUAGGAUGGAAGGAAACACAUGCCUUUAGUUUGGGACAUUGAAAGUAUACUCUCUGUAUUAACCUUGAGAUGUCUGCAGUAUUAAAAUACGGCCUCAUUAAGGCUGCUUUGUCAUUGUCACUCAAGCCUAAACCUUACUCUUGGUGAUAUCCAUUACUAAUCUGCAUUGCUCCUUAAUUUUUAUGAAAAACUGAUAAGCUUGUUCACCAUUUUUUGUUUGCUUACUGUUAAGACUAACCAGGUGGGUGGUUGGACUUGCCUUGUACUUUGUUGUCACAUUUAAUUUGGCUUUAUACAGCCUAGGACAAGGAGGGGAAGCAUCUAAAAAGAAAAACAGGUGCUCAUGUUUAUCUGAAUGUAUUUUACUUUUUCUUCUGCAUUGCCUUGAUCAAACCGGCCAGGUGUUUCUAAGAGAAAACAUGGAUGACAAUAAAUCACUGAUGAUAAAUAGGG